AUGUCGGGUACCAGUCCCAACGAGCCAGCACAUGGCUCUAAAGCAGACAUUAUGGACGAACCGACCAUCACACACGCGGAAUCUAGUACAAGCGCAGCAAAAUGGAAAUCUGCAAAAUCCAAGGAUGGUGACGUGGCCAUGGCACUUUUUGACGAUCCAAAUGAAUUGCACGAAGAGAUCGACCCAGCCGAAGCCCGACGAUUAUUAUGGAAAAUUGAUUUCAUGAUUCUACCAUAUCUAGCUGUGUGCUACGCAUUUUUUUACAUUGAUAAGACAACCUUGAGUUAUGCUGCCAUAUUUGGUAUUGAAGAAGACCUUGCAUUACAUGGUACUCAAUAUAGCUGGCUGAGUAGUAUUUUCUACUUUGGAUUCUUGGCUUGGGCAUUUCCAACAAACUUCUUAAUGCAGCGUCUCCCAAUUGGAAAAUAUCUCGGCGUGAACAUUUUUAUGUGGGGUGUUUUCCUUAUGAUCCAAGCUGCUUGCAACAGCUUUGAGACCCUUGCAGCCCUUCGAGCCCUGGGUGGAGCUGCCGAAGCAUGCUCGGACCCAGCAUUCAUGCUCAUUACUAGCAUGUGGUAUACUCGUCGUGAACAGCCAGUUCGAAUUGGGUUAUGGUAUACAGCAAAUGGCAUUGGAAUCGCUCUAGGUGGACUGCUGGGGUACGGUAUUGGCCAUAUUCGAGGUGCCUUACCUUCUUGGAAAUACGAAUUUAUCGUGAUCGGCUCACUUUGUGCUGCCUGGGGAAUUGUGAUGUUCAUUUUUCUGCCUGACUCUCCGGUGGCAGCUCGUGGACUCAGCAAGAGAGAGAAACGAAUUGCUGUUGAGCGCAUCAGGGAGAAUCAAACUGGUGUUGAAAACAAGCAUUUGAAGCCUUAUCAAAUCCUUGAAGCCUUCAAAGAUUAUAAGCUUUACAUGUUUUUUAUAUUGGGAGUCGUUUGCAAUGUUCCCAAUGGUGGCAUCUCGAACUUUGGUACAUUGAUCAUUAAAGGAUUCGGCUAUUCUACUUUGGUCACAACUGUCUUACAGAUCCCAUAUGGAAUUUUCAUCGCAUUGUCAAUUUUGACAUGUGUCUUCCUGAACGACCGAUUCGAAAAUCGCCGCUGCGUUUUUGUUUUAAUCUUUCUCAUUCCCAACUUGGCUGGUGCAUUUGGCCUUGCCUUUGUUCCAACUGAUCAACAUGUCGGUCGGCUCAUCUGCUACUACUUGACUGGGCCAUAUAAUGCCGCUUUUGUACUGAUUCUGAGUAUGCAAAUUGCCAAUACAGCUGGCCACACGAAGAAGGUUGUAACCAAUGCAGUGCUGUUCCUCGGAUACUGCACUGGAAACAUCGCCGGUCCAUUCUUCUAUAAGACCGAUCAAUCUCCAACCUACACUUUGGGAAUCUGGUCCAUGAUUGUAUCGCAUCUUAUUGAAGCAUGCCUUAUUACUAUUCUCGGCCUGCUACUACGGUGGGAAAAUAAGAAGCGCGAUCGCAUCCAAUCUCAGAUGGAGGGUGGACUUGAAGGCAGGGAUUUGGAUGCUACUGCUUUCUUGGAUUUGACUGACCGAGAGAACUUGAAUUUCCGUUAUAUUUAUUAG
Messenger RNA from Penicillium angulare, 1578 nucleotides. Its product is annotated as putative MFS allantoate transporter. The record is from RefSeq and is a predicted model, not a curated record. Gene Ontology annotation, biological process: transmembrane transport. NCBI's taxonomy places the organism in Eukaryota, Fungi, Ascomycota, Eurotiomycetes, Eurotiales, Aspergillaceae. The coding region runs from base 1 to 1578 and encodes 525 amino acids. Gene Ontology annotation, molecular function: transmembrane transporter activity. The transcript is spliced from 10 exons. Gene Ontology annotation, cellular component: membrane.